Messenger RNA from Calidris pugnax (ruff), 3182 nucleotides. RefSeq names its product UPF0577 protein KIAA1324-like. NCBI's taxonomy places the organism in Eukaryota, Metazoa, Chordata, Aves, Charadriiformes, Scolopacidae. Gene Ontology annotation, cellular component: extracellular exosome; late endosome; trans-Golgi network. Gene Ontology annotation, biological process: autophagosome assembly; positive regulation of vacuole organization. The record is from RefSeq and is a predicted model, not a curated record. The transcript has 20 exons. The coding region runs from base 27 to 3182 and encodes 1051 amino acids.
CCUGUAAGGCUGGCGAGUUCCUGGACAUGAAGGCCCAGGCGUGUCGGCCCUGCGCCGAGGGCACCUACUCGCUGGGCACCGGCGUCCGCUUCGACGAGUGGGACGAGGUGCCCCACGGCUUCGCCAACGUGGCCACCAACCUGGAGGUGGCCGAGGGCUUCGGGGGGGAGGCGGCCGAGAACUGCACGGGGUGCUGGCCAAUGAGUCCUCCUGCCAGCCGGACCACCGAGCCCUCCAGCCAGCUGAUUGUCCUGGUGGCCACUGAGCCCUCCCAUCAGCCAGUUGCCCCUCUGGCCACCAAGCCCUCCUGCCGGCCGUUUGCCCUGGUGGCCACUGAGCCCUCCUGCUGGCCAGUUGUCCCAGUGGCCACCAAGCCAUCCAUCUGGCUGAUUGUCCCAGGGACCACCGAGCCCUCCCACUGGCCAGUUGUCCUGGUAGCCACCAAGCCAUCCAUCUCGCCCGUUGUCCCAGGGACCACUGAGCCCUCCCGCUGGCCGGUUGCCCUGAUGGCCACUGAGCCCUCCCCUCCUGCUGACUGGUUGCCCCGCUGGCCAACGAGCCCUCCCGCCAGCCUGGUGUUCUGGUGGCCACCAAGCCCUCCUGCUGGCCAGUUGUCAUGGUGGCCACUAGGCCCUCCUGCCGGCCGGUUGCCCCACUGGCCACCAAUCCCCCCUGCCAGGGUGGCCUAUACCUCCGAGUGCUUCCCCUGCAAACCCGGCACCUUCGCCCCGGCCGCCGGCUCCAGCUCCUGCCAGCUCUGUCCCCCCGACACCUUCUCCAGCAAAGGGGCCACCGCCUGCCAGCCCUGCGAGCCCUCCCACUACGCCGAGCCCGGCUCGGCGUCCUGCAAACCACGGCCACCCUGCACCGACAAGGAUUACUUCUACACACACACCGCCUGCGACACCCGCGGGGAGACCCAGCUGAUGUUCAAAUGGGCAGAGCCCAAGAUCUGCAGCGAGGAACUGCCCCAGGCGGCACAACUGCCCCCCUCGGGGGUAAAAACCCAGUGCCCCCCCUGCAACCCCGGCUUCGCCAAGGGCAACGGCAGCGUCUGCCAGCCCUGCCCCUACGGCUCCUACUCCAACGGCUCCGGUAAGCGCGGCCCCGGCACCGGCACCGAGGGCACCCUCCUGCUCCCAGGGGUGGCCUAUACCUCCGAGUGCUUCCCCUGCAAACCCGGCACCUUCGCCCCGGCCGCCGGCUCCAGCUCCUGCCAGCUCUGUCCCCCCGACACCUUCUCCAGCAAAGGGGCCACCGCCUGCCAGCCCUGCGAGCCCUCCCACUACGCCGAGCCCGGCUCGGCGUCCUGCAAACCACGGCCACCCUGCACCGACAAGGAUUACUUCUACACACACACCGCCUGCGACACCCGCGGGGAGACCCAGCUGAUGUUCAAAUGGGCAGAGCCCAAGAUCUGCAGCGAGGAACUGCCCCAGGCGGCACAACUGCCCCCCUCGGGGGUAAAAACCCAGUGCCCCCCCUGCAACCCCGGCUUCGCCAAGGGCAACAGCAGCGUCUGCCAGCCCUGCCCCUACGGCUCCUACUCCAACGGCUCCGGCUGUCUCAGCUGCCCGGCGGGCACCGAGCCGGUGCUGGGGCUGGAGUACAAGUGGUGGAACGUGUUGCCCCCCAACAUGGAGACCACCGUCCUCAGCGGCAUCAACUUCGAGUACAAGGGGAUGGCAGGGUGGGAGGUGGCCGGGGACUACAUCUACACGGCAGCAGGAGCCUCCGAUAACGACUUCAUGAUCCUCACGCUGGUGGUCCCCGGCUUCAGCCCCCCAAACCCGGUGCUGGAGGACGUGGAGAACAAGGAGGUGGCCAGGAUCACCUUCGUCUUCGAGACCAUCUGCAGCGUCAGCUGUGAGCUCUACUUCAUGGUGGGUGUCAACUCCCGCACCAACACGCCGGUGGAGACGUGGACGGGCCCCAAGGGGAAGCAGUCCUACACCUACGUGGUGGAGAAGAACGCCACCAUGAGCUUCACCUGGGCUUUCCAGCGCACCCCCUACCACGAGGCGGGCCGGAGAUACACCAACGACGUGGCCAAGCUCUACUCCAUCAACGUCACCAACGUGCUGGGGGGGGUGGCGUCCUUCUGCCGCCGCUGCGUCCCCGAACCCGCCGGCUCCUGCGCCCCGUGUCCCCCCGGCAACGCCCUGGACCCCACCUCGGGGACCUGCCAACCCUGUCCCCCCGGCACCUACCUGCGGGGUCACCCCUCCGGCGGGACCCCCUCCUGCCACCCCUGCGGCCCCGGCACCCGCAGCAACCAGCUCCGGUCCCUCUGCUACAACAACUGCAGCUUCUCCCUGGCGCUGCGGGGCCGCGUCCUGCGCUACGACCUCUCGGCUCUGGCCCCCGGCGCCGCCUUCGCCAGCGGCCCCAGCUUCACCGCCAAGGGCCUCAAGUACUUCCACCACUUCAACAUCAGCCUCUGCGGCCACCAGGGCAGGAAGCUGGCCUCGUGCAGUGACAACGUGACGGACGCGCGGCUGGCGGGGGGCGAGGGGGACCCGUCCCGCGUGGUGCGGUCCCACGUGUGUCAGUCCAUCCUGGUGCCCCCCGACCUCGUGGGAUACAAGACCCCCGUGUCCUCCCAGCCCGUCAGCCUGGCCGACCGCCUCCUGGGUGUCACCACCGCCUCCACACUGGACGGGGUCACGUCUCCCCCCGAGCACUUCCCCCCCGGCCACCCCGACCUGCCUGACAUCGUCUUCUUCUACAGGUCCAACGACGUUCGGAGAUGCCGGAGUUUGGAUUUUUGGCUAAAAGUGGGAAUUUCGGCCGGAACCUGCACCGCCCUCCUGCUGGCUGCCCUGGCCACCUACUUCUGGAAGAAGAACCAAAAGUUGGAGUAUAAAUAUUCCAAGCUGGUGAUGAACGCGGCGGCCAAGGAGAACGAGCUGCCGGCCCCCGACAGCUGCGCCAUCAUGGAGGGGGAGGACGCCGAGGACGACCUGGUUUUUGCCAGCAAAAACUCCCUUUUUGGCAAAAUUAAAUCCCUGGCCUCCAAGGUAAGGAAGGGCCCGGGUUCCCCCCACCCCCCUGGGGUGAAAUCCUGUUGGUGGCUGGUCACGGAAUCGCAGAAUGACACGGGGUUGGAUGGAUGGGCCAAGGCCAACGAGUUGAGGUUCUACAAGACGUUGGUUGACAUGGGGCUGGGGGCCAUGGUUUAG